AUAGAGAACUCAGUCAAGCUCCUUUGGUACAAGACCAGGUCAGGUCUAGAGCAACGUAAAUGCCAUACCUGAUCAAUGUUAACAACAGACGUGUCCCAGGGAAUACAGAAGUAUGUGGCUGCUCCUCACCAUUGUCCUGUCUUACAGUAUCGUCUGCCUGAAUGGGACUCAUACCACAACAGGUCAUGAAUAUAGCCUUGACUGUGUAAGUGAUUACCUGUUCACCAUUAACUGUUCCCUGAGCAUCCUGCCAGAGGUUGCUCAUACAGACCAGUACCCUUACUGGCUGCGCAUUGAGGACCUCUCUUUCGGGACGGUAUUUGAUGGCGGGAAGCUGAAGAAAACCGAUGGCUAUUACUCCUGUUCAUUGGACACUUCCCAUCCAGAUUCUGCUGUUGAUCCAGAUCCUGAUGAGGAGCCUGAUUUAUUUUUUGACACUUCAAGAUUUAAGAUCACUCUCUAUCACAACAGAAGCAAUGGACAUGUAAGCGCCACCUUGCUGGAUAAGGAAUACAUGCCAGUAAAGCAUAUCAAACCCAAUGCACCAUUCAAUCUCACCGUCAGCCGGAUGUCAAGUCAACACCGUGUUACCUGGAUGAGUAGCUAUGAGAAAUAUCUACAAUUUGGCAAUCUUCUGUCUGACAACCUGAAGUACCAACUCUGGUUCUACAGAAGUGGCCACCAAGGCAACGUUGUCGAAGUUCCACACUCAACUAAUAUCUCAGUGAACAAUGAAAAUUUUGAGCCAGACACAGAGUACACUGUAAACGUGAGGUCCAUCCCCAACCAACAACAGUAUCAAGGCCAGUGGAGUGAAUGGGCAACGGAGGUUCGUUGGAGGACUGAUCCCACACAAAAAGUCGGAGAAUUUCCAACAAACACAUUUACUGCCAUCUUAUGUGUGCUGGUUCCAGUACUGCUAAUUCUGUGCUACAUUCCAAUUGUAAGGUUGAAUAAAUCCACCUUCAUCCCAACUCCAGCACCAUACUUCCAGUCCCUUUAUGCUGACUGUGAGGGGGACUUCAGGAGCUGGGUUGUGACCCCAGGCUCUGGGGCAGACUUAUUCAAGACAGAGGAAACCUUGCAAAUCGACACCCUGACUGAGACCAUACCGGUCCGGGAUGAUGACCACUCCUCACUGGUGCCCCAUCACAUGAUCCAGGAGGGCCCCAGCGACAACCUGUCUAACCCAGCAUCUGAUGCGCUUUUCCUGGGCAUUGCUUAUGCUGUAUCUCUGGGGUCACCACUCCCGGCACCCAGAGGCCCACUGAAGAGUGUGUCUCUGAGUGAGCCAGAGAGCACCAUCGAAGCAGACUCGGGGUGUUGGCUGCACAGCACCACAUCUCUGGAGCGGGAGAGUGCCUGGUACAGCAACGUGAACAGCAGCAGUGACUACUGCACCCUAUCAGACACUGGGAAUUGUCAGGAACUUACCCCUAGAGUCUAUUGACGCACCGGUGCGUCAAUCUAAGCAACAUAAUACAAAAUCCCCAUCCAAAUCAGUCAGUUUAAGUUAGAGAUAUGUUUUUUUGUAUGGGCUGCGUCUCAAUCCACCAGAUCCGCCCAUGUCUCCCUUCCACAUCUGCGGUGGAAAUUGGCAGAGCUACAGCGCUGUUAGUCAGACCAGGAGACAACCCGAAAAUCGGUGACGAAAACAUUGUCUAAAGGUAACCCACACAAAUUAAUGGAAAUAUGGGGGUAGUUUUGUGCCAACAAAAUUAAGGAGUUAAAUAUGUGCAAAAAAACAACAACAUAUAUUAUAUAUAAUGAACAAAAAUAUAAAUGCAACAUAUAAAGUGUUGAUCCGAUGUUUCAUGAGCUGAAAUUUUCCAUACGCACAAAAAGCUUAUUUCUCUCAAAAUUUGUGCACAAAUUUGUUUACAUCCCUGCUAGUGAGCAUUUCUCCUUUGCCAAGAUAAUCCACCUACCUGACAGGUGUGGCAUAUCAAGAAGCUGAUUAAACAGCAUGAUCAUUACACCUUGUGCUUGGGACAAUAAAAGGCCACUCUAACAUGUGCAGUUUUGUCACACAACACAAUUGUUUUGCCACAGAUGCCUCAAGUUUUGAGGGAGCAUGCAAUUGGCAUGCUGGCUGUAGGAAUGUCCACCAGAUCUGUUGCUAGAGAAUUGAAUGUUAAUUUCUCUACCAUAAGCUGCCUCCAAUGUCAUUUUAGAGAAUAUCCAACCGGCGUUACAAGCGCAGACCACGUGUAACCACGCCAGCUCAGGACCUCCACAUCUGGCUUCUUGACCUGUGGGAUUGUCUGUGACCAGCCACCCAGACAGUUGAUGAAGAGGAGGAUUUCUAUCUUGUUAGGAAAAACUCAUUCUGAUUAGCUGGGCCUGGCUCCCCAGCUGGUGGGCUUAUGCCUUCCCAGGCCCACCCAUAUGGCUGUGCCCCUGCCCAGUCAUGUGAAAUCCAUAGAUUAGGGCCUAAUGAAUAUAUUUCAAAAGACUGAUUUCCUUCCUCAGUAAAAUCACUGAAAUUGUUGCAUGUUGUGUUUAUAUUUUUGUUGAGUAUAUAUAUAUUUCCUAAGCUUUCUUAUAUCUCCUAGAUAUAGGACAGACACUUCAAAAACCCUAUUCCUUAUGAUACCUUUUUUGACUGUCUUUUUAUCCAUUUAUGAAUGUGUUUCUAUGGGCUGUCGUAGUAAAGGCCAAAUUCAAUAUUUUAACAAAUACAUAAAAAAAUUCUAAAUCAAAUGGCUAAAUGAUCCCACCCUCACAGCACUUUUUUUGCCCCAGCACUACACAGCUGAUUCAAAUAAUCAAAGCUUCAUGAUGGGACCGAGUUUGGGAAAACCCUGGUCAAGACACUUCUCUAAUUCAAUCAAUGAUGUAUAUAAACCCUGGAUUGCUGAUGCCAUGUAUUGGUCAUUGAGAGGCUUUGAAGCCACCGGUCGGCCAUAUUGUCACUCCCUAAAAAGAGCAGUCCCCCAUAGGAAUUAAUGGAAUUCUACAGUAUUUCAAUUAAAUGUUUCAAGGAAAAUGUUUUAUAUUUUGUUGUAGUGGGGACA
Messenger RNA from Oncorhynchus kisutch (coho salmon), 3017 nucleotides. RefSeq names its product interleukin-21 receptor. The record is from RefSeq and is a predicted model, not a curated record. NCBI's taxonomy places the organism in Eukaryota, Metazoa, Chordata, Actinopteri, Salmoniformes, Salmonidae. Gene Ontology annotation, molecular function: cytokine receptor activity; protein binding. Gene Ontology annotation, biological process: cytokine-mediated signaling pathway. The transcript is spliced from 8 exons. Gene Ontology annotation, cellular component: external side of plasma membrane. The coding region runs from base 113 to 1450 and encodes 445 amino acids.